Boleophthalmus pectinirostris (great blue-spotted mudskipper) is the source of this 2172-nucleotide messenger RNA. It is a transcript of the gene tmem167b, whose product is annotated as transmembrane protein 167B. The record is from RefSeq and is a predicted model, not a curated record. NCBI's taxonomy places the organism in Eukaryota, Metazoa, Chordata, Actinopteri, Gobiiformes, Gobiidae. The transcript has 3 exons. Bases 151 to 375 code for a protein of 74 amino acids.
GUGCCACGUGCUUCAAUGACGAAACCGGAAAUGUCAAAAACAAGCGCUUCUCCGACACUAUUUCACUUCAGUCCAACUCUACAGCCAGAAUGAACUGCUGAUUCACAAAAUACUCCAGUGUACAACGCCGUGGGAGAUCAAGCUGCGAAUAUGACCAAUGUGUACUCCUUUGAGGGGAUAGUAGUGUUCGGACUGCUGCUCAUCUGCACCUGUGCGUAUCUGAAAAAGGUCCCCCGGAUCAACAGCUGGCUGCUCUCAGAGAAGAAGGGCGUCUGGGGCGUCUUCUACAAAGCUGCAGUGAUCGGCACGCGUCUUCACGUCCCUGUGGCUCUCUCCUGUUUCUUCAUGGCCUUUUACAUCAUGUUUCUGAAAUGAUGGAAGCUGCAUACUCUCAUGAAUCAGAACUGUAGGGGGCACUGUUUGAACUGGACUUAAACCACAGCACCCUGAUGCAAUGGGGCACCUGUGGGACCCCUUUAAAAAGAUGAGAAGAGAGUGCUUCUCCCACUACUGGUGGUGGAUGAUACUGCAUAUUCAACAAUGAGAGUGGACUACAGAUAUGAAGGUUGUUUUUUCUCAUUCAAAGCUGUUGGAUACAUUUGACACUUUCAUCUAUAAAUGAAAUACUGAUUUUAAAGGUGCACUGUGUAACUUUUCUGGUGGAAGGUCUGCCAAACUAGCCUGUCUUCAUGAAGACAGGCUAGUUUGCCUGGAACAUUCUAUAGUAUGGCAUUAAACCUGUCUAUCUUGCAUCCAUUUAAUUUGAGUUUACCCCCAUGGUGGUUGUUGUUGUUGUUUGCAUUUUUGUUCCAAAAUAACUUAAUACAUAAAAUACUGUGAGCUGGUUACACUGUCCACAGAUCUGACCUGUAACUUCGCCUGGUGGUGUCACCUGCUCGUCUCCAGGGAGAUUAAUAAUGGACAUUUAAUGGCGUACUGGCAGACCGUCCACCAGAAAAGUUACAUAGUACACUUUUUAACAGGGCAAAUUUGAGCAAAUUUCCAUGUUUCUGCUUGAAAACAUUUACAUCGAUUUCCAUUUCAGAAAAUGUUUGGAUUUAUCAACACUAAUCUAGUUCUUAAUAUAAAUAUGCAAACUAGAACUACCUUUGGCCUGAUCUAGAUUUGAACCUGUACUAAUCUGUGUUCACACUUGGAAAUUCACCAUAUAAAUUUGGCACUAAACUAGAGAUGCGCUGAUAUUGAUACUGGUAUCAAAUAUUGGUGCUGAUACUGAAAAAAAUCUGGAUUUUGGUUUCUGAUUUCAUAGUUAUUUGAAGGAUCAAUUUGAAGGAUAAAAAAACAGUUGCAUAGCAGAAUUGUGUUAUAAUUCAACUGUGUUUUAAGGAAAUAAGGGCCAUUUUCUGUGGUAAUGGUUGAUAUUGAGUAUCAGUCGAUACAUAAAGUCAAAGUAUCAUUGUCAGAAUCUCACCUGCUGGAUUAGUCCAUCCCUACACUCAACUCAAAUCUAAACCUGAACUACACCACGACCAAACCAAGUCUACAUCAGACAAUGGCUAACCACCUGUUGAAAAUAGCCCUCCCCACCCAAGAUAUUGUAAACUUGGUCUAAACCAGGACUAAACUAGAACAACAUUCACUUAAAUUUGUCAAACGUUGUCAAACUGAUAAUUUAGUGACUUGUCUCAUAUCACUACUACUUUAGUACAAUACUUUUACUUAUUAACAAUAGUCAUUUUGUCUGCCCCAGUUUCAGUUACAAUAAAGACUUUCUAAAUCUAAUGGGAAAAAUAAAAAGAUCUAGCCUGAAUAUGGAGCCUUGUUUUUGCCCUAUACUUUGUUCUUAUUGUGAAAAAGGUGGAGGGAAGAAAAUAUAUGUAAAGGUUGUCUGUACAUUAUAGAUUUUAUUUUAUGCUGUUUUUUCCUGAAAUUGUUGACAUCGAAAACACACUUUGCACAAUUUAAAAUACUUAACUGUUAAUGUUUCUUACUGCCAUCAAUUAGUACAGUAAAUCACAUAUCAGUACAUGAAAUAAUAAUGACACUCUGUGUAUCUUUAGUGUAAUUUAAACCUAAUCUAAUGCCAAAUCUGUAUGGACGUCAGUUAUGAUCAUGUCAAAUGCUGUUACUUUCAGUUUCCACUUCUUUAUAACUGAGAAUGAAAUAUUUAAGGGUCCAAUGCAAUUUUAAUUAAACUGUUUUCCAAAUGUU